AUGGAAAACUUGCGCUCGGACUUGAGUUUCAAGCAUAUCCUGACGAUCGUUGAAGCCGUUGAGCGAAUCAAUCCGAUUUUCGUUGAUCAUCUUUCCGGUAGGCUUUGCUUCAUUUAUCUUGUUGCUUUAGUUAGAUGUAACGGUCCACAGGGUCACGAGUUCGAUCCCCGCCUCGACCCAACCAAGAGGGUUUAAGAAAUGUUGGGAGGGGGAAACCACGACUUCAUAAUCCCCAGCCGUCACAUUUUGUUCGAAGUUCGAAGAAAAAGGAGAACCCGUCUGAACAAGCCGAAGAGGCUGUCGAGGCGAAUGAGUUCUUCUAAAGUAUUUUUCUGCGCUUGGAAAAUGAUAGAUGCCCAAGACAACUCUUUCGAGUGUUAGCAAUGAAGCGAUUGCUCUUCUACGGAAAGCAUGCACUGAGCUCAAUGUAUCCAGCCGUUGACCGAACAGGAGCCAAUAAUGUAGUUGAUCAUGGUUGAAAGCAUGGUCUUACUGUCCUUAGCCUCGUUCUUCUGCGCGUAGUUUAUUCAGUUACGCCUUGACGGCUCGAAUGUAGCUGAUCUUGUGUUUGAGCCCGGAGACCGUGCUCUAGGCCUCGAAUUGAGAGCAGCCACAGAAGAGUGAAGACUUUACACGGAAUCUUGAAUAUUGAUUUCGGAUCGGAGAUGUUCAGGAAUGCUCGACGACAUACUGGCUAAACACGGGCCGGCUCCUCGACCGACUACGCCGGAAACUGAUGAAAGACCUCCGCAACUGGAGCGCAUGGAUCAAGUUUGUCGCGUUUUUUCGUGAGGAGUCCGAUCAGGAAAAAAUGAUUUUUAAGAUGUUGAGAGAAUUUCUGAGCAAGUUAUGACUUUUAUUUAUAUUUUUCGAAACUUCCGAAUUUUUCAAAUUUCUUGCCGGAAUACUGGAAAAUUCGGUCGCUUUUUUUGAUGUCUAUUUUUCAAGUUUUCAGAUUUAGAAAAAGUUUUUGGCAAUUAUUAAGGGUUUAAUGGAUUUUAAAGUAUGUAUUUCUUUAUAAUAUGGCCAGUUUCGAAAAUCUGUUUUUUUGAAAAUCGUAUUUGUAUUUACAGAAAAAUAAAUUUUUUCUGAAUUUUUAUUUUGCCAAAAAAAGUUCUCAAAGUUUAAAAGUACACUAUUUCGCUACAUAUUCCAGGUUUAGUUAAAAAGUUUGACUUGAAAUUCAUUGAAAAAAACUUAAAAUCUCCUAUUUUGAGCCGCCAAUACUUGGUUUUUCGACACUUAAAAACUAACCAAAAUCGAAAAUUCUAGGCGUUUUGGACACUGAAAUAAAAAUAAACUGAAAAAUUUUUCAAAAAUAUGGGUAUUAUGAAAAAAACGGCUGCUUUUUCCAGCCUGAAGUACGUUUCAAGAACUUCAUAUAAAGAAAUAAAAUCAGAAUAGGUAAUUUUUUUGAAUUGUUUCGUUUUCAAACAGAGUUCAGUCAAUCUGAAAACUUAAAAAUAACAAUAUUUUAGGUAUUUUCCCCAAUAGCCUUGAUUUUCUGCACGUUUUGAUACUUAGAUUCUCCUGAUUUCCAGAAUGCCCUGUUUUUGGAAUAUGAUAUAGGUCAUUUCUCGCCAGCUUGUCACGUUUUUCUUUCCGCCAAAAGGCCACAUCAAAUUUAACCAACUUUCGCUUCAGGACCUUUGUUUCUUGCCGUUAUAAAAAGCAGAAAUUUGAUCUGAUUUGGUAUACGGUCUUUUUGGCGCAAACGAAAAACGUGACAAGCUGGCGCGGAAUAGGCUAUAUCGUUAAUUGAAAAAAAAAAACGAAAAACUUGGACCUUCUGAAGUUUUCAUGCGAGAGAUCAACGGCGGCUGAAGAGACGCGACGCUCUCGUCGUCGGGCGUCUCUGCGGCUCUCACACUCUCUCGCUUGAAAACUUGUGGGGGCCGAUUUUUUUUUGUCACGUUCCGCGCCAGCUUGCCCUUUUCUUCCUGCUAAGAAGACCGUAUGCCGAAUUUCAUCAAACUUCGCCUCGAGACUUUUUUAGGACAAAAAAACGAAAAAUUAGUGGUUACGGUAGCUAUUUUUCAGCUGUGCUUUUAUAAAGCGAUCUCAAAGAUCUAUUCCAGGAAAAAGCUCCUUUUUGCGAAAAAUUGAUUUCAUACAAAAAAAUUUCUUCAAUCUUCCUAUUUAAAAAGUUCACCACACGAAGCUCAAAAAAAUUGUUAUUUCUCUUUUUUUAGUAAGAAAAAACUUAAUUGUCGAUUUUUUUACAUGAUAAAGAAUAGUUUUUGUUAUAGGCUUGAUUUCGACAUAGAAAAAGGUUGAGAAAAAAAUGCAACUCGAAGGGCAAAUUGACCUCUUUUUUUGUCUCGAAUAGCGGAUAUUUCACAAAAAGUCUAAUUUUGAGCAGAAAAAAAUACCGUAUCAAGUCGGUUUGAACCAUUUUUUUCUAGCUUCGAAUGUACCACCUUUGCAAAUAUUUUUCAAAAAGCUACUUUUAUAAAUCUAGAUCUUUGAAGAAUUUUUUGAAUUUUCAUUCUUUCCCGAAUGAAAAAAUUCAGGAACCAGCUCUUUCUCCUGCGCCUGCUCCAUCUCCUGCGCCUGCUCCUUCUCAAGUUCCUGCUCCUGCUCCUUCUCCUGCUCCUUCUCCGGCUCUUGCUCCUGCUGCCGCUCCGAACGGAGAAGAGAACAAUUCCUUCGAAAGGCCUACUCUGACGGAAGCCAUCAGCUAUCAAGUCGGAUUUCUGCUCUACUGUAAGAAAAAAGUUGUACUGAAAAUAAUCAAAAAUCAGAUAAAAUGGGACUUCUCGGAUGGUUUCCGGUUCCGAUCUACCCGCCGGUGAAUGGAUUGGUUAGUUUGGAAAUAUGUCGAUUUUGAAGAUACCAUCUGACCAGGGAAUGGUCUCAACUCACAGUGGGACUUCUGAAGAUGUUUUUUAAAUGUAGUUAUUAUUGGUGAUUCCAAAUCCGGUCUCAGUGCUACAAAGAUCUGUGAAAAAAGUUAUGGACCCUCAAAAGCCGAAAAUUUCAUAGUUUUCGAUCAUUUUUGGAGGGUAUGUGUAUACUGUCUCUUUGGCCACGAAAACCAUAUAACUUUUUUCAAAAAAAAAUCAUCUUAUCCUCCCCGAGCAAAUCAAAAAUGUUCUCAUCGCGCCACCAGCAAAUCAAGCUCAUAAAUAUUAUUUCAAGACAUUUUAUGGUUUUUCGUGACCAGAGGGAUCUAUAAACUCGUUAGGGUUCACGCUGAUCUGUCAAUAAAUUAUUAUUAUUAAUGGACCCUCCAAAAAUGAGCUCGAACGGAGACUAUAUUCGACUUUUGAGGGUCCAUAACUUUUUUCACAGACUUCCUUGGCAGAUUUUGGGACCGGAUUUGGAAUCAGCAUGAAAAACUUCAUCUAGAAAACAGGGUCUCAUGCAGAAGUCCCACUGUGAGCUGAGCGGGUUACGGUAGGGACACCUGCGUAUCUAAUGAGCUUUUUUCCAUGCAGGUUUUAUAUCAAUCGAUAGGUAAUGCAGUUAUAGUAACUGUAUCAGUACACAUCGUCUUAGGAUAUUGUAGAAUAUUUUUGAAAUACGGUACUUUUUGUGUUUUUUUUUCACCCUGUAGUCGUUAAAAAUGUAUCUUAAAAAAAUCGAAUAUAAAAAUUUUUGUUUUAAAAAUCUUGAAAAACCAAAAAGUCGUUCAGAACUUUACUGGAAAAAAAGAGAAGAUUUUUUUCACAAAAUCAUGUUUCAAGGUACUUUUUCAGACUGAAAACGAAUUUUCAAGCAAACUUUUUUUCAGAUGUUCCCCGGGUCGCGGAAAUGAAUGUUCAAACGGAGAUGCCUCCCCCAGUAUCAAGCAUGAAUCUUCACUAUCCAUUCGGACUGAAUUGUAAGAAAAAAUAUUUCGGAAAAUAAUAAGUGAGCCAUAUAAUGUCAGAUGGAGAACUGGCAAUGUCUGGAAUGUCUGGAAUGCCGCUCGACUCAAGUUCCACCGGAGGUAAAUUGAAUAAUUAUUUUUUGAACUAUCGAUUGGAAAGUGUAAAAAGAGUCCAAGUUGAGCUGAAAAAAAUCAAAAUUGGUGGAAAAAGGCGCAAAAACAUAUCAAAAAAAUAAAAUUAUACAUUUGCUUCGGACCAAAAAAUACUCACCUUGCAUGUCAUAAUUUUCAUAAUCAGCGUCAAAAACUACAUCUAGUGAACCUUAUUCAGUUUUGUAAAGCGCGAAUUUUCAUUAUCUUUCUCUAAGGCAGCCAUGAUUGAACUAUCAGUCAAAUAUCCUGGAAUUUUCCAGUCAAAUAUCGCGCAGAACAACCCCAACAUGCACCUGGAACCCUCCACGUCUCGAGAUACUUCUGCAGCUCAUGAAGACGAAGAUCCGAUCGUCGUCGCCCAGAUGAGAAUCAAAAGGCCUCCCAGUGCCUAUAUGGUAUGGCAUCUAUGUAAAACACCACGAAAAAGGUAACUUCCAGAUCUUUUCGAAAUACGAGCGCCAGCGUCUCAGUAGAAUCGGCCAUGAGAUCUCCAGAGGGGAUGUCGCCAGGUUCAUCGGUAGGAAUAAUUCUGAACAUCAUGUUGAAGUCGUGGAAAAUCAGGCGCGCGUUGGAGAUUGAUGGACCGCGACCAGAGACAGCCCUAUCAGGAAGAACAUCAGCGGAUCAAGGAGGAGCACCGCCAGAAGUACCCCGGGUUCCGCUACGUGUGAGCUUUGGGGGGGGGGGGGUUAUAAAAAUGGUUUAUUUGAUAGAAAGAGAGACAGGCACAUACUUGAGCGAUUACGGAACACAAUUAUAGCCUGUGGGCCAUGACUUGGAAUUUCACCGAACGACAUUCCGCUGUUCCGCUGCGUGCGUUCGCGAGGCGUAUUUGUCUUUGCGAAUCUCAGUUGCGCUUUCAAUUUUUUUUUAACUUUUCCGUUUUCCCAAUGGAACAGUGUGAACAACAAAAAAUAUGACUAAUUGAAAGCACGACCGAGUUUCGCAAAGACGUUUGCGGAACAGCGGAAUGUCGUUCGGUGAAAUUCGCAGUACACAAACUAUAGUGGGGGAGGAAUAAUUGACCAAAUUUUCAACAAAAAUAAGUAGAAAAGUGAGUUUUAACCUCACAAAAAAGUGUCUGAAAGUUGCAGAUCCCUAAAGUGACUACUCAGAAAAAAAAUUAUCUACAAAGCGCCAUAGGGCCCUGAGAAAAAGCCGAAGGAGCUCGAAAAAUGAUUUGGUCCCUAUGGGAAAAGCUUAGGGACUGCUUAUUGGUAACAGAAGUUCAAGUGGUUCCUAUAGUGGUUUUUUUCUGGUUUGAAAGUAGGGAAGACUAGCAGGCUUUCCUAUAGUUUUACCUAAAAAGUACCCCUAGAGUGGUCACUUUUGGAAUGUUCAGUGCCCCUUUAAAAGGUGGUUAAAGUGGUCACUUGAGGGGAACUUAAAAAAAGCCCUUGAAGUGGCCUCUCUAGGGAUCACUCUGGCGUCCGUAAGUACGGAUCCAGAAAUACGUGGAGAUAAAGAAAUAAAAAAUAAAAAAAUAGACUUUCUCAUAUAGUUACAAUAAAAAUAUCAAUAAAAGACAAAUGCUCCCCUUAAGUGGCCACUUUUGCAAGCUUUAGUGCCCUUUAAAGUUGGAGUAAAGUGGUCACUUGAGGGGAACCUCCAGGAUCCCCGAUGGUUGCCCCUUUAAUGACCACUCUGGCGUUCCUUAGCAGAACAUUCAAUUGAUCAAUCUUAAAAACGAAGAAUUGAAAAUAUAAAGCUCAAUAUUCAUAGACGAAUUUCGAGAAAAAAAUAUAAAUUUUCCAUUUUUCUGACCAAAAAUUGUUCAGCAACAAGCCGAGAAAGAGGAAGUCGGCGAGAAAUGCUGAGAAUUCCGACGAGGCCGGACCUUCUUCGUCCAAGAAGAAGAAAUAA
Messenger RNA from Caenorhabditis auriculariae, 5830 nucleotides. NCBI's taxonomy places the organism in Eukaryota, Metazoa, Nematoda, Chromadorea, Rhabditida, Rhabditidae. The record is from the annotation of a GenBank genome assembly.